AUGACGACGAAGAAUGCGACGGAAGCGAUGACGACGAAGAAUGCGACGGAAGCGAUGACGUCGAAGGAUGAGAGGGCGGACGAUGACGACCCGGAGACGCGGGCGGCGGCGCCCAUGGCGCCGUUCACGGCCAUGUUCAGGUACUACGGACCGAUGGAGAUGGGUUUGCUCGGGGGUGGGAUGGUUUUCAGCGCGUUCGGCGGGGCGCUGUUUCCAGCCGUCAACGUGGCGUUUGGUAAUUUGUUGGACUCCACCGCCGUCGGGGACGUGGCGUCGCAGAUUAACCAGGCCGUGAUCGCGAUGGAGAUCGUGGCGGUGUCGUUGGGACUGAGUUUGACGCUGGGGUACUGGUUGUGCUCUUGGGCGGCGGCGCGCGCGGCGAGGAACGUGCGCACCGCAUUCGUGAGGAGCAUGCUGGCGCAGGACAUCAAAUUUUUUGAGAGUAAGAAAGCGGGCGAACUAGCCACGCUGACCGGGGCCACUGUGAAUGAUUUUCAAGUCGGUCUGUCAAAGAAGUUCGCAGAGAUCGUCCAGAGUUUCUUCUCCAUGGCUGGUGGCUUCGGGGUGGGCUUUUACUUCAACGCGCAGCUCUCCGGCGUCAUUCUCGCGUGCGUCCCGCUUUUGGGAUUCUCGACGUACUUUUUGAUCAAGGCGAUUCAAGACACUCAAAAAGGAAACGUUGAAUACGACAGUGCGGGCGCGAUCGCGACGGAGACCAUCGGAGCGAUUCGCGUCACGACAGCUUUGAACUUUCAGCGCGUGGCGACGAGUCGAUAUCAAUCCAACUUGGGUAAAGCGCAGCGCUAUGGAUCCAAGCAACUCUGGAAGGUGUCAUUUGCCGGAGGUGGGCUCUUUGCAUCUAUGUUCGUCAUGUAUGCACUGGGUCUGUGGUACGGAUCCAAGCUGAUCGCGGACAGCAAGGCCGAUGCUUUGGCAAAGUACCCCGCACCGAGCGGUUUGACUGACAUCAAUGAUGCCACUUGGGGCGCGCACGCCAACUUCUCGUCAAUCAAGUGCACGUACAUGAAUGAUCCAAACCGAGUGUACACUGGUGAGUCCCUGUCGCAAUGCGCCUGCGCAUUGGAUUACACCAUGGCUGGGUUGUCAACAACACCGAACUGUGGCUGUGGUUACCGCCUGGACACGGCUUUCGGAGGCGUUCUGGACUCCGCCGCGUCACCGUGUUACACGGGAGGAACCAUCGUCAUGGUUUUCUUCUCCAUUCUGUUCGGUGGAUUUGCUCUUGGACAGGCUGGUCCGGCGUUCGGGGCUUUAGCAAAGGCUCGCGUUGCUGCGCACCAACUGUAUGAAGUGAUCGACCGCGAGCCUGAGAACGGCAUCGAUACGCGAGCGCCGACUGGUAAGGAGCUCUCGACGCCGAUUAACGGACAAAUCGUGUUCAAGGACGUCAACUUUGAAUAUAGCCCGCAGAAACCAGUCUUUACUGGCUUGAAUCUCACGAUUGAAGGCGGAAAGGUUGUUGCUUUAGUCGGCGCCUCGGGAUGCGGUAAGAGUACUAUUACCAAGCUUCUCGAACGAUUUUACGAUCCCACGAGCGGUUCGAUCUUCCUCGACGGAAUUGAUUUGCGCACGAUCCGUAUCGACAAGCUGCGUGCGAACAUCGGCAUCGUUUCGCAAGAACCUUUGCUUUUCGAGGCAUCCAUCGCGGAUAACAUCGCCGCCGGUCGACCGAUGGCUCUCGGGGGUACGAAGCCGACCAUCAGCGAAAUCGCCGCCGCAGCAGAAGCGGCGUGCGCACAUGAUUUCAUAACCUCGUUCCCGAACGGUUAUGACACGAAAGUCGGAGGAAAAAACUCAAAGCUCUCUGGUGGACAGAAGCAAAGAAUUGCCAUUGCGCGGGCCGCUUUGCGUAAUCCGGCAAUCUUAAUCCUUGAUGAGGCCACAUCUGCUCUAGACACCGAAAAUGAACAACUUGUCCAGGCUGCUCUCGAUGGUUUAGUGAAUAACACCGCACACGGACGCCGAACGACGAUAGUUAUCGCUCACAGAUUGACGACAGUGCGUGACGCCGAUAAAAUUGUAGUUCUCGGCAGCAAAGACGCAGCCGCCGGAUUGGCAGGUGGUGCCGGUAGUGCCCACGGCUCGAUCGUUCUCGAACAAGGAACGCAUGAUGAGCUCAUGGCUCGUGGUCCGAAGGGCAUGUAUCGCAAUUUGGUGGGCAUGUCGAGGACCGAACCAGUAAAGCGUAUCGCCACUAUAAAGAAGUCUGCCUCAACGGCUUCCAUCGAGUCCUUCAAAACUGACUCUGUCUACGAAGACAAGGAAGGCACGGAGAAAAGUGACAAGACUGAGCAGAAAGCGGAGCUGUACAAAGUGAAAGCAUCACGUGUUUGGAAAUACAGCUCGGGAGACACGCCGCUGCUUGCCCUCGGGACGCUCUUCGCGGUUGCAAACGGUUGUGUGAUGCCUUCCGUCGCAUUCGUUUUCGCCGAGCUUCUCACCGUGUUUUACUUGGAUGACAUCGAGUACAUGCGGGAACGCUCUGCUGUACUUUCUGGUGCCAUGGGUGCCGUCGCCGUGGGAGCGUUCAUCGUCAUGGGGACGCAAGGUGGGAUCUUCGGUAACAUCGGCGAGCGACUCACUGCGCGCUUGCGUGUUCACUUGUUUCAGUCCAUCAUGCGUCAGGACGUUGCUUUUUUUGAUGAAAAGGAAAACACUGUCGGUGCACUUACGACUCUUCUCCAGGCAGACACCACAAAAGUCCGCACAAUGACUGGGCAGAGUUUUGGAAGCGCGAUCCAAGCCGCAGCGGCACUCACGUUUGGCCUCGCUGUUUCGCUUUCCGCGAGCUGGAAAUACGGACUGGUUCUUCUUGCGUGCGUCCCGGUGCUAUCGAUUGGAGAAAUGCUCAAUAUGAAAAAUCUUGCAGAUGACACGUCACUGGAUAAUACCGUCGCCGAGGGAACCGCUCGCGUUUCGGAGACUGUCACGAUGAUCAAAGAUGUGCACGCAUUCGGGCUCGAAGAAAAAAUGGCGGCGAACUAUGCUGCUUCUAUCUCGACCACCAUAAGUGAGGAACGACGGAAGGCUCUCCGAACUGGUGGUGCGUUUGGUCUCGCUCAGGCGCUGACGAUGGGUUUCUACGGCUUUGCUUUCUGGUGGGGUGGCCAACUGAUAAAAAAGGAUGAGCUUAACUUUAUGGACUUCAUGAAGUCUCUCUGGGCGCUUGGCUUCUGCGCCGCGGGUGUUGGUCAAGCCGCAACGUUUGCGGGUGAUAACCGUGAUGGUGUCGCUUCGGCGGGACGCAUUUUCAAACUCAUCGACAGAAUUCCGCUGGUGAACGCGCAGCCUUUCGUGAAGGUGACGGAAACCGAGGAGGUGCCUCGUGAUGUCCCGACGUCGUCCAAGGAAUCGGACGAGAAGAAGUUUGGAAAGGUGAUCGACAAAUUGCAGGGUAAGAUUGAGUUCAAAGGCGUUUUUUUCAGCUACCCAACGCGUGAUGCUCCGGUUCUCGGUGGGUUGGACUUCGAAGUCAAUCCCGGAGAGACCGUGGCGCUCAUCGGUCAAUCUGGUAGUGGCAAGUCGACGGCGAUUCAACUCCUCGAACGUUUCUACGAAAUCGUGAGGGUCAGCAAAAGUGUGGCAAAUGACGAUGACGGGAAGGCAUUCAAGGUCGCAGUCGAGGGCUCGGGGAGCGCGGGUAAGAUUUUCAUCGACGGCGUUGACCUCUGCGAUCUCGACUUGAUGUGGUUCAGAAGCAACGUGGGAUUGGUGGAGCAAGAGCCCACGCUCUUCUCAGGAAGUGUGCACGAUAAUAUCGCCGCGGGUAUGCCAGGUGGUGUCGCGACGCGACAAAAAGUCAUCGAUGCAGCGAAGUUGGCGAAUGCGCACGAGUUCAUCCAACGCAUGCCCGAGGGCUACGACACGGAUGUCGGCAUCGGUGGCAAUCGCGUCUCUGGCGGUCAAAAGCAGCGCAUCUCCAUCGCUCGCGCCAUCAUUAACGACCCCCGUAUCUUGCUCCUCGAUGAGGCCACGUCUGCUUUGGAUAACGAGUCCGAGCGCCUCGUCCAGGCCGCCCUGGACGGGUUGCUCGCCGACGGCAGCAAGCGCAGCACUAUUGUCAUCGCGCAUCGUCUCUCAACGAUCCGAAACGCGGACAAAAUCUACUUGCUUGAAAAUAGCGGUGACGGUGGCAUCGUCGCAGAGAGCGGCACCCACGACAGCCUCAUCCGUGCAGGUGGCAAGUACCGUGAUCUCACCGCGGCGUACACGUAG
This is a messenger RNA of Ostreococcus tauri, 4236 nucleotides long. RefSeq names its product ABC transporter, conserved site. Gene Ontology annotation, cellular component: membrane. Gene Ontology annotation, biological process: transmembrane transport. The record is from RefSeq and is a predicted model, not a curated record. Gene Ontology annotation, molecular function: ATP binding; ATP hydrolysis activity; ABC-type transporter activity. The transcript has a single exon. Lineage: Eukaryota; Viridiplantae; Chlorophyta; Mamiellophyceae; Mamiellales; Bathycoccaceae. Bases 1 to 4236 code for a protein of 1411 amino acids.